AUGAACACUCAUUCCAGCUACAAGGAAGACAUGGUCAGACGGGCGCAGGAGCAACUUGAGGUCGGCCUCGCCCAGAUUGCGACCGCGUCUCCCUUCCGCCAGAGGCUCCUGACGAAGGCCACCGCCCUCAAACUAUACUAUUUUGACCCGUUCCUAUCCACUACGGAUGUCGGCGGAGCUCCGGGAGCCUCCGCCGAGCGAAUCUGGACGACCCGCCAAAUCGCCCAUGCGCUGGGUCGAUCGCAGUCCAUGAUCGCCCGCUGCAUCAAGGCCCACGCCAACCUCGCUCCUGACAUUCCUGGAAUGACCUUAGAUGAGUUGGCUGACGUUCUGCGCGAGGAUCCCAUCCAGGGACAAGGCUACGUGUUCAUCGUCCCCGAGGAGCAAGAGCUC
Capsaspora owczarzaki ATCC 30864 is the source of this 393-nucleotide messenger RNA. RefSeq lists its product as hypothetical. The annotation marks the transcript as partial. The record is from RefSeq and is a predicted model, not a curated record. The transcript has a single exon. Lineage: Eukaryota; Filasterea; Ministeriida; Capsasporidae.